Messenger RNA from Cucumis melo (muskmelon), 462 nucleotides. RefSeq lists its product as uncharacterized. The transcript has a single exon. The record is from RefSeq and is a predicted model, not a curated record. Bases 1 to 462 code for a protein of 153 amino acids. NCBI's taxonomy places the organism in Eukaryota, Viridiplantae, Streptophyta, Magnoliopsida, Cucurbitales, Cucurbitaceae.
AUGAUUGUUACUGGAGAUGACUUUCAAGCCAUAUCUGAUUUGCAAUGUUACCUGGGCAAGCACUUUGAGAUGAAGAAUUUAGGAACCCUUAGCUAUUUUCUUGAUCUUGAGAUCUCAUCCUUGUCUAAUGGCUACUACUUAUCUAAAGCCAAGUAUGCCUCUAAUCUCCUAACUCGGUCUAGUAUCACUGAUUCUCUCACAUCCUCAACUCCUCUAGAUCUGAAUGUGCGACUCACUCCUUUUGAUGGUGUUCCUCUUGACGAUCCCACUCUGGAUCGACAACUUGUUGGCAGUUUGAUUUACUUAAUUGUGACCCAUCCUGAUAUUGCGUAUGUAGUUCACAUUGUUAGUCAAUUCAUGGCUGCUCCUCGCACUAUUCACUUCAGUGCUAUCAUCCGUAUUUUACACAAUAUUAAAAGCACUUUGGGUCAUGGUCUACAAUUCUCCUCACAGUCUCUCUGA